Molecule: messenger RNA, 2076 nt
Organism: Acytostelium subglobosum LB1
Lineage: Eukaryota; Evosea; Eumycetozoa; Acytosteliales; Acytosteliaceae
Exons: 2
Coding region: 1-2076 (691 amino acids)
Source: RefSeq, a predicted model, not a curated record
AUGUCAACAUCACAAACAACGACAACAACAAUAACCGACAAUGUGAUUGAUGAUGCAAGCAAAUCAUCAUCAUCAUCAUCAACAUCAACCUCACAGACUCAGACACAGACAGAUGAAAGUAUUAGUAGUGACGACACACUAGAGAAGUCAUUGUCAACAUGCAUGAAGUUGCUGUCGGCAGACUCUGAUGAAGAGAGAUUCGUCGGUAUAGUGCUCGUGAAGAACUUGAUCAAACCUGAUGAUAUAACGAAUAUGACAAGAGUGUAUAGAUCAUUGGGCUUGGAGUUCUUGCAUCGUCUACUGCAAACACCAUCAUUGCCCAGUGUCGAUUCAGUAUCAUAUCACAACUUGGCCAUUGCCAUCCUAUCGACAUUUACAACAAUGGACACGACACAAUGCUCGCUCAGUGACCUAAACACAACAAUAAUAUACGAUGUAUCUCAACAUACAUUGUUAUCACAGAUAAUAUAUAAUGUAUUGAAGAACGUCAGUCAAUCGGAAGAACUGAGUGAGGCGUUCAUUCAAGAGUCACUUUCAUUCAUAUACUCAUUGCUGUCAUUCGAGAGCAGGCUAAUAGAGUUGUCAAAGACCGCGAGCGACACACCCUCAUCAUCACCAUCAUCGAUCAAUCUAACGAGCAAGCUCGUGCUUCAAGAGGACAACCUUACACACUUGGCAACAAUCAUUCAAAGACUACACAAGGCUACAAACAACUUGACAAAUCUGCAUGUGGACGACAAUGGUCAUGAUGACAAUGCCAUCACGCUACUCUCACUCUUUGAACACUCCAUUCAUACAUUGAACGUCUUGAUCAUCGAUGCACAACAACAAUCAACACAAUCUACAACAUUCAUACCUAUUGUUCAAACGAUUGCUACAAUAUUCAGAGAGAGGAAGGACCAGCAUCGACUGUCUCUCCUCCCAAUACUCGUGGCAAUCUUCCAACUUGAUGGCUUCCCCGCUGUGUACCCGUCGAACCAAUGUCCGGCCCCGGUCACCCAUGCAGCGGCCAACAUCAGAGAAGCGAUCGCGCAGUUGUUCCAAGCAAAGAAACUAAAGGAGGCACAUCGCGAUCAUUCAAUAAUCCUAUUCUCAACGUUGUUUGAUCUGUUUGGUGGACAAUGGCUAUUGACAAAUUCACGCGACACCUUCUCAAGCGAGAAGUUGCUGGUGCUGGCAUGUCAAUACGCUCGAACAGAGAUUCAAAUGAUACUCCUCUCACAGCAGGCCACCGAAGAGAUACCGAGCGACAAGAUCAAUCUGCUGCUCUCAUGCUACUCCAUUCUGGACAAUGUGGUUGCGAUGCUGGUGGCUCAGUUCGACCUUGGCGACGAGGCCAGCCUCACUGCCGACACCCUGCUACAGAUUCGCAAGAUACUGAUAGACUCCAACUUGAUCAUGUUGGAGUACCUCAAGGACGUGGCGGAGGAGUCGCCCUCGACCGAGCCAACACACGUCAUGGUCAUCACGCUGAAGAACGCCGGCCUGUUCCUGGCGGAGGAGGCGGCCGAGUCCAUGAACGAGGUGCUCAAGAACUCGCUGCACAUGAUCAUGAAGUACUUCCUCUCAUUCAAAGAGGACUAUGGCUUCUUCAUCUCCUACCUGCUGCCAGGCAUUGCCAACUACAUUGAUGUAGGCGCCUAUGAGAAGAGUAGCCAGGCCAAAGACUUCUUUAAUAGACAGAAUGGACAUCUAUUGCUGGCACAGUACCUUAUCGACUAUCUACCUACAUUGGUUGUGAUGGCCAUUGAGGACUCGGCGUCCUCGCCAUCAACCUCGUCGACAGCGCCAUCAGAGAACUCAUUGAUCAAUGCAAUGCGUAGCUAUGGCGUCACUGGCGAGAUCGUUGGCAACACUUACCUCCCGCAUGCCUGCUCGAUACUAUACUUCUACCUCAGCUGUUGGGACACGCCAAUCGACAUUAACAACAAGGGAACAUUCAUCGCUCUGUUCAAGGCAAUCACCGAAUCUGUGGAGUUGGUCACAUCCAGCAUCGAUCAAUCAAUUGGCGACCUCAUUGAAGGAUCGCCAAGUAUACCUGGUCAACCUCAUUCUCGUGUCCAUGUCCAUUCUUAA